UGCUGUGAAAGGAUGGGGGAAGGGGGAAAUGGGAGGAGUAUGGGAGCAAGGGAUGACAGGGAGAUGGGCAGAGAGAUGGGCAGGGGGAGAGCGAGAGAGAGAGAGAGAGAGAGAGAGAGAGAGAGAGAGAGAGAGAGAGAGAGAGAGAGAGAGAGAGAGAGAGAGAGAGAGAGAGAGAGAGAGAGAAGAGGGGGGAGAGAGAGACGAGCUCAAGAGAUAUUGAGAUAGGCUCAGGGGCUGAGCAUGACU
Closterium sp. NIES-67 is the source of this 249-nucleotide messenger RNA. Lineage: Eukaryota; Viridiplantae; Streptophyta; Zygnematophyceae; Desmidiales; Closteriaceae. The record is from the annotation of a GenBank genome assembly.